Clunio marinus is the source of this 2014-nucleotide messenger RNA. Lineage: Eukaryota; Metazoa; Arthropoda; Insecta; Diptera; Chironomidae. The record is from the annotation of a GenBank genome assembly.
GAACAUCAUCGCCAUCGAAUAGUCAAAUCGGUGGAAAAAAUAAUAAAUAUCUCAGGCGAGUCACUUCGAAGAGUUAAAUAAUAUCUUCUUGAUAAUAAGAUUAAAUACAAAAAUGUCGAUGUUAUCAGCACGUUUAGCAGCUUCUGUGGCUCGCAACUUGCCUCGAUCAGCACAACAGGUUGCUAGAGCAGUUAUUCCCGCUUCUCAAAUUGUCGCUCGUAAAAUCCAUCUGUCAACUCCAGCAAAAGGUGCUGAAAUCAGCACGAUCCUUGAAGAAAGAAUUCUUGGAGCUGCACCAAAAGCUGAUCUGGAAGAAACCGGACGAGUAUUGAGCAUCGGUGAUGGUAUUGCUCGUGUAUAUGGACUUAAGAACAUUCAAGCUGAUGAGAUGGUUGAAUUUUCUUCAGGCUUGAAGGGUAUGGCUCUUAAUUUGGAGCCUGAUAAUGUUGGUGUUGUCGUUUUUGGUAAUGACAGAUUGAUUCGUGAAGGAGACAUUGUCAAGCGUACAGGUGCUAUUGUUGAUGUUCCUGUUGGUGAUGAGAUCUUGGGUCGUGUUGUUGAUGCUUUGGGUAAUGCCAUUGAUGGACGUGGAGAAAUCAAAACUGGUCAGCGCUUCCGCGUUGGUAUUAAAGCUCCUGGUAUCAUUCCUCGUGUCUCUGUCCGCGAGCCUAUGCAAACCGGAAUCAAAGCUGUUGACUCUUUGGUCCCAAUCGGUCGAGGACAGCGUGAAUUGAUCAUUGGUGACAGACAAACCGGAAAAACUGCUUUAGCCAUUGACACUAUCAUCAAUCAAAAGCGUUUCAACGAUGGGCAAGACGAAUCCAAAAAGUUGUACUGUAUUUAUGUUGCCAUUGGUCAGAAACGUUCUACCGUCGCUCAAAUUGUUAAGCGCUUAACUGACGCUGGAGCUAUGGACUACACAAUCAUCGUAUCGGCCACUGCUUCUGAUGCUGCUCCUUUGCAGUAUUUGGCUCCAUAUUCUGGAUGCGCUAUGGGAGAAUAUUUCCGUGACAACGGAAAGCAUGCUCUCAUUAUUUAUGAUGAUUUAUCUAAACAAGCUGUCGCUUAUCGUCAAAUGUCAUUAUUAUUGCGUCGUCCUCCUGGUCGUGAGGCUUAUCCCGGUGACGUUUUUUACUUGCAUAGUCGCUUGUUGGAGCGUGCAGCUAAGAUGUCUCCAGCCCUCGGCGGUGGAUCGCUAACAGCUCUCCCUGUUAUUGAAACCCAAGCUGGUGAUGUGUCAGCUUACAUUCCAACAAAUGUCAUCUCAAUUACAGAUGGACAAAUUUUCUUAGAAACUGAAUUGUUCUACAAAGGUAUUCGCCCAGCUAUCAAUGUUGGUUUGUCUGUAUCACGUGUCGGUUCAGCUGCCCAAACCAAGGCCAUGAAACAGGUUGCUGGUUCUAUGAAAUUGGAGCUUGCACAAUAUCGUGAAGUUGCUGCUUUUGCUCAGUUUGGUUCAGAUCUUGAUGCUGCCACACAGCAACUCCUGAACCGUGGUGUUCGUCUGACAGAAUUGUUGAAGCAAGGACAAUAUGUUCCGAUGGCUAUUGAAGAGCAAGUUGCAGUUAUUUAUUGUGGCGUUCGAGGACAUUUAGAUAAAAUGGAUCCAGCUAAGAUUACAUCAUUCGAAAAAGAAUUUUUGGCUCACAUUACGACAAAUGAACAAGGAUUAUUAAAACAAAUUGCAACUGAAGGAAAAAUCAGCGAUGAAGUUGAUGCAAAACUUAAAUCUAUUGUCACUAACUUCCUUUCUACAUUUACUGGUUAAACCGUUUGCAAGUUGAUUGCGUAAUAAUAUUCUUCUAACGCAUAAUAAAUCUUUUGUCAUAGUUGAUUAAGAUACAUAAAAAUGAAUGAGAGUACUACCAUAUAAAGGAAGAUUUCCAAACAUCAUUUUCGAUACUAUUUGGAUUGCAAACAGUUGAACAUGUAAUGAAAGGUGGAAUUACUUGGAAAUAAAAUUCUCUUUGAAAAACGAAAUCUCUGGUGAAUUACUGAACAUACAUGGAUUAUA